Messenger RNA from Dunckerocampus dactyliophorus (ringed pipefish), 2915 nucleotides. It is a transcript of the gene etnk1, whose product is annotated as ethanolamine kinase 1. NCBI's taxonomy places the organism in Eukaryota, Metazoa, Chordata, Actinopteri, Syngnathiformes, Syngnathidae. The record is from RefSeq and is a predicted model, not a curated record. The coding region runs from base 167 to 1249 and encodes 360 amino acids. Gene Ontology annotation, molecular function: ethanolamine kinase activity. Gene Ontology annotation, biological process: phosphatidylethanolamine biosynthetic process. The transcript is spliced from 8 exons. Gene Ontology annotation, cellular component: cytoplasm.
CGAGAUGGGUGGAGCUUCUGGAGAGGCGUUGCCGCAUACUGUCCUCAACGGGAUUAUAUGCUGCAGUCUGUUGCACAUUUAUCAUACAUUGCGCCCUUUCUUUUAGCAGCUGACGUUACCGCCACCUUGUUACGAUAACAACAAUAAGAAGAAUAAAAAGCGAACUAUGGCUAACUACAUUCAUGUACCCGAAGAGGCUCCGGUCGUGCCAAAAAUAGACGUGACAGUUGACGAGAGCGACUACAGAACCGGUGCAUUGAAGCUAAUGAAGGAGCUGAGACCAAACUGGAAACCCUCCGAGGUCAAAAUGAAGUUCUUCACAGACGGCAUCACAAAUAAGUUGAUGGGCUGCUACGUGGGGACAUCUCUACAGGAUGUGGUCUUGGUUCGUAUAUAUGGCAACAAAACGGAACUUUUGAUCGACCGUGAAAACGAGGUCAAGAGUUUUCGAGUGCUGCACGCGCACCGCUGCGCACCGCGCCUUUAUUGCACUUUCAACAACGGCCUGUGCUACGAGUUCCUGCAAGGAACUGCCCUGGAGCCGGAGCAUAUUCGUAGCCAACCCAUUUUCAGGCUCAUUGCCAGACAGCUAGCCAAGUAUCACGCCAUCCAUGCUCACAAUGGCUGGGUGCCCCAGUCAGACUUGUGGCUGAAGAUGGGCAGGUACUUUUCCCUUAUCCCAAAGUACUUCACGGACCCUGAGCAGAAUGCAAGGUUGAACACGGAGGUGCCCAGCCCGCCAUGCCUUCGAGAAGAACUCGUGUGGCUCCAGCAGAGCUUGUCAGUGCUGGGCUCCCCUGUGGUCCUGUGCCACAACGACCUGCUGUGCAAAAACAUCAUCUAUAACCAGCAGGCAGGGAACGUAAAGUUCAUCGACUACGAGUACGCAGGCUACAAUUACCAAGCCUUCGACAUUGGGAAUCAUUUCAAUGAGUUUGCUGGUUUGAACGAAGUGGAUUAUAGUCGAUAUCCAGAGCGGCACUUUCAGCUGCAGUGGCUCCGCUCGUACCUGGAAUCCUACAAGGAACACAAAGGUCUGAGCACUGAGGUGACUGACAGGGAAGUGGAGGUCCUUUACGUGCAAGUCAACCGAUUUGCCCUGGCAUCACAUUUCUUCUGGGCUCUCUGGGCUCUGAUUCAGGCCAAAUUCUCCACCAUUGACUUUGACUUUUUGGAGUAUGCAUUGCUGCGCUUCAACCAGUACUUCAAGAUGAAACCAGAGGUGACAAUGUUGAGCCUACCGGAAUAGAAGCCCCACCCCCCCCAAACAGACACACACACACACACACAUACACUCUUCCUGCUGCUCUUUCUAGCCCCCACCCUGCUCUGUGCCUCUCUUAUUACAAGCAUAGCGUGCCCUCUAUGGGUGUAUGUUGGGAAUUCUUAUUCAGUCAGUGCCUGCUACAGUAGGUCACAUCCGCUUGUCCUCAUUGCAACAGACCACUACUUGAUCCACAAGCUCAUGUAAUCCAUAGUAAGUACUGACUGACUUAACAACACGCUCCAAUGUGAAGCAUUCUAAAUAUACAUUUAAAGGAAUCUGCAUAUUGCUAAGAGAGGUGAGCCAAACUAAUGUGAUUGCUUGGAGGCGGUACUAAUCACUUCCACAGCAACCCUCUGAGAGGCAAGCAAGCUAACAGCCACACAUAGAAAUAUGAGGAAGAGUCACAACACAACAUACGCUUCGUGGCCUUUGUUUUGAACCCUUAUUUUGGCCAGCAUAUACUGUGCAUGGCUUACAUACCGGAACAGCCAUGCAGUCACUGUUUGAAGUGAGAGUCAGAGCGUCUCACUGUAGUUUGUGCAUUCCAUGUUCAUCAUGCUGCUUCAAGUGUGUUUGAAACGGUAGCUCAUGUGGCAAAGUCUGCAGCAUCGGGAUCAUCAGCCGGAAGCCAUGAUGCCACACUAGACUAGACCAAAACAAUGUCACUGACACUUGUAGAUUUUGUCAUUUCGAAGUGCACAUUGUAAGUGUAAAUGCAUGUUAAGAGAAAAGUGUGACAUCAGCUGCAAAAGUGAUGCUCAGGAAGAAAACCGUCUAAAAAGAAAAAAAAAAGGCUGCUAUUUGACAGACGGACCAAUGGACAGAAAGCAAUUAAAAAGACGCCUUUAGAAGAUUUGUUGACUUUUAACAACCCCAAACCAAACUUGUAAAUAAUGCACACCAACAUGUUGUGUGAAGUGUAAAGACAGCAGUUAACGAGGGCUACUUACAAAUAUUUUUUUCUAAUUUAAAGAGUUUGCUGGAUGCAAUAACAGUUUGAGCUUUUUAACAAUAACCAGAGCUUCCUGUGCAAUUGAAACAUGCAAAAUGCAACCACACGUUAGAGUAGAGACUGUAAGACUGGAUGUUCACAUUGCACUGUUCAUCUUCCAUAGCAAAGAACUAGAUGGCGAGGCGUUAGUUUGCCAGCGUGCGCUUAUUUUCUACUUCUCACUUGGAUGAUUUUUAAGUAAUGUUCCUAUUUUCUAGUGUUGUUCAUCUUUCAUGCCAGUGAAUUCAUUUGGAAGGAGCAGAUGUAAUGCACAUCAGCUGUAAAAAUGUGACAAUAUUUUGUUAAGUGUACAUGGUUUGGGGGAACAUGUUUAACGGUUCUUACUGAUGCUUAGUAGACUGUUUACAUAACAUUUGUCACAUGUGACUGCCUCAUAAUCACUACAUCAUCAUUUCCGCUGUCAUUACCAGACUCACAUUUAAUAUUCAACUGGUUUUUUUUUCUUUUUAGUUUGGUCAUUUUUUUAUGUUUUCUGUGGCCACUGUAGUAUAAUGUUUAUAAUGUACAGUGAACAAAUGUAAUAUCUUUUUGCUGUUUGAAUUUUUCUUUUAUAUUAAAGUGAAUAGCAAAUAAAAUCUGAAAUAUGACUUUAAAUACUGUAAACAAGCUUGAGAAAAUAAAAUGUAUUUACUCUUA